UUCUUUCCCAAUCCUAACUCUUUUAUCUACGACGUUCGCUUCACAAUUCGUAAAAACAUUUAAAUUUCUGGCUGAAAAAAUAGUUUAACAACUUCUUUAGCUGUAUUCAACUAAAACAAUACGUAAAGGAAAACAAUAUCCAAAAUGCCCAGCAUUAAACUGCAGUCCUCGGACGAGGAAAUAUUUGAUACCGACAUCCAGAUCGCAAAGUGCUCAGGAACUAUCAAGACAAUGCUUGAGGAUUGCGGAAUGGAAGAUGACGAGAAUGCCAUUGUCCCUCUGCCGAAUGUGAAUUCCACCAUUUUGCGUAAGGUAUUGACCUGGGCCCACUACCAUAAGGACGAUCCCCAGCCAACUGAAGAUGACGAGAGCAAGGAGAAGCGCACCGACGACAUCAUCUCGUGGGACGCCGAUUUCCUUAAGGUAGACCAGGGCACACUCUUCGAGCUAAUCCUGGCCGCCAAUUAUCUGGAUAUAAAGGGUUUGCUCGAACUGACUUGCAAGACCGUGGCAAAUAUGAUUAAGGGCAAGACCCCAGAGGAGAUACGUAAGACUUUCAACAUCAAGAAGGACUUCACUCCCGCCGAGGAGGAGCAGGUGCGCAAGGAGAACGAGUGGUGCGAGGAGAAGUGAGAUGAGCUAACAAGGAAGCGGUGGGCCAUCAGGCCGUCCUCAGCUGCCGGCUGAUAACUCAAUAAUUUAAUAAUUUUAAUUAAUUCGAUGUAGAAAACCUGUUCAGUGGUUACUUUGUCAUUCACAAAUUAAAAAAAAAUAUGCGUAA
Drosophila obscura is the source of this 781-nucleotide messenger RNA. RefSeq names its product S-phase kinase-associated protein 1-like. The transcript is spliced from 2 exons. Gene Ontology annotation, cellular component: cytoplasm; nucleus. Gene Ontology annotation, molecular function: cullin family protein binding. Bases 145 to 633 code for a protein of 162 amino acids. The record is from RefSeq and is a predicted model, not a curated record. Gene Ontology annotation, biological process: SCF-dependent proteasomal ubiquitin-dependent protein catabolic process. Lineage: Eukaryota; Metazoa; Arthropoda; Insecta; Diptera; Drosophilidae.